AUGUCUUUCAAGAGGGAAGGAGACGAUUGGAGUCAACUCAAUGUGCUCAAAAAACGAAGAGUCGGGGAUCUGCUUGCCAGUUACAUCCCAGAGGAUGAGGCGCUGAUGCUACGGGAUGGACGCUUUGCUUGUGCCAUCUGUCCCCACCGGCCUGUCCUGGACACUCUGGCCAUGCUGACUGCCCACCGUGCAGGCAAAAAACAUCUGUCCAGCCUGCAGCUUUUCUAUGGCAAGAAGCCACCAGGAAAGGGCACAGAGCAGAAUCCAAGACAGCAUAAUGAACUCAGGAGAGAAGAGACCACAGCAGAGGCUCCUCUCUUAACCCAGACUCGACUUAUCACUCAGAGUGCUUUGCACAGAGCUCCUCAUUAUAACAGUUGCUGCCGCCGAAAGUACAGACCAGAAGCCCCUCGUCCCUCUGUCUCUCGUCCCCCUUUGCCACCCCCAGAGGUUGAACCCCAAGGUGGGAAGAUCAAUAGAGCACCUGAGCCUGAGGCUGGUUCACAGACCAAGGAGUCAGCCACUGUCUCAUCCCCCGCACCUAUGAGUCCCACAAGAAGACGGGCCCUGGAUCAUUAUCUCACCCUUCGAAGCUCUGGAUGGAUCCCGGACGGACGAGGUCGAUGGAUAAAAGAUGAAAAUGUUGAGUUUGACUCUGAUGAGGAGGAACCCCCUGAUCUCCCCUUGGACUGA
This is a messenger RNA of Rangifer tarandus platyrhynchus (Svalbard reindeer), 693 nucleotides long. NCBI's taxonomy places the organism in Eukaryota, Metazoa, Chordata, Mammalia, Artiodactyla, Cervidae. The record is from the annotation of a GenBank genome assembly.